This is a messenger RNA of Aspergillus nidulans FGSC A4, 534 nucleotides long. RefSeq lists its product as uncharacterized. The transcript has 5 exons. NCBI's taxonomy places the organism in Eukaryota, Fungi, Ascomycota, Eurotiomycetes, Eurotiales, Aspergillaceae. Bases 1 to 534 code for a protein of 177 amino acids. The record is from RefSeq and is a predicted model, not a curated record.
AUGACAGUUCAGCACGUUGUACUUUCUGAUCGUGAGAUUGAAGAGAUCCAGAGGGCAGAGGGCCAAACGAAUCUCAUCCGCCAAGCCCAAGAGAGCGAUGAAGCCGACCAAAAGUUGACCAUUAGGCAGGCUUUCAAGGAGCGAUUUGAGGUGUAUAAUCCCGUCCCAGAUCGGAAGUUGAUUCCUGCCGAAUGGCAGCCGGGACUCUCGAACUCAACGUCCGUGGGACAACUUGCAGGCCUCGUCGUGAACGCAAUCUGCCAGGAGGGGUUUGGUGGCCACUUUCAUUCCUGUCUUCGCCCCGUCACUCUCAGUACUUACAUUUGGAGAAGCCAUGUGCGGUAUCGCCUGGGGCGCCUUCAGACACUUUCGACGACCUACGCUUCCGAGGCAGUGCCCACGUGCUUGAGGUCACAUGUCACUGCAUACGUCUGCAUGUGCUGGGAGCAGGGAUUCCUCCUCUGGUGUUUAAGCAGCUAUCUGUCUGUGAAGGGGGGACUGGAUGUUUACCGCCGAAGUAUCGAAUACAAGUAA